Messenger RNA from Etheostoma spectabile (orangethroat darter), 2273 nucleotides. RefSeq names its product sterol O-acyltransferase 1 (gene soat1). The coding region runs from base 208 to 1935 and encodes 575 amino acids. Gene Ontology annotation, molecular function: cholesterol binding; fatty-acyl-CoA binding; cholesterol O-acyltransferase activity. The record is from RefSeq and is a predicted model, not a curated record. NCBI's taxonomy places the organism in Eukaryota, Metazoa, Chordata, Actinopteri, Perciformes, Percidae. The transcript is spliced from 16 exons. Gene Ontology annotation, cellular component: endoplasmic reticulum membrane. Gene Ontology annotation, biological process: cholesterol metabolic process; cholesterol efflux.
UCAGCGUCGGCUGCCCUGCUCAACAUCUCCUCUGUUAACACAAUGGGGAAGGUGAGCAGCAGCACAGGUUGUUGGGAUUGAAGGAGUUUGAACCAUAGGCUGUAUCAAAUUGGUUUGAACUCGACAACCUCGUAGGUCUACCAAACUAGAGAGCGCCCGGGGGUUUGAAGCGAGUAGGUAUCCAGGAAGUCAGCAGACAGCAUUUCUAUGAUGGAGAGUGGGGGUGACCGUGUCCUCCGGUCUCGCUGCCAAGCCAUUCCUAAAAUGCCCACCUUCCCUGACUUGGAUAACUCUUUGGACGGGGAGUGUAAUCAAAAGCAACACCAGCAAGGCAAUGGAGGCAACCACGUUUCCAGCAAUGUAUGCUCUCUUUCAGGAAAAAUUGAAGUGGAACAUGUCAUCAGCAAAAAGCUACAACUGAAAAGGAAAGCAGAGUACCUGAAGAGUGACCUGAUGCAUCAGUUUGACAGUCAGGUUAAUGAUUUCAUGGACAGUCUCAUCGAGGAGUCGGCCAGCCUGGAGCCUGCACUUGUCCCUGCUGUCUUCUCGCCUCCGCUGUCAGACAAGGAGAGAAGUAAACUCGGGUCUUUCCGGCCUCCUCAUGGCCAGGGCAAACUGUUUGUCAGUCGCAGGUCCCUCUUAGAUGAGCUGUUUGAGGUCAACCACAUCAGGACUAUCUACCACAUGUUUAUUGCCCUGCUCAUUCUCUUUAUCCUCAGUACACUGGUGGUAGAUGUCAUUGAUGAAGGCAGACUGGUGCUGCACUUUGACCUGCUGGUCUAUGCGUUUGGACAGUUCCCUCUGGUGGUGUGCACAUGGAUCUGCAUGUUCCUGUCGGUGUUGCUGGUUCCCUACACCCUGUUCCGUUUGUGGUCCCAGACCCAGUCUGGGUCUUGCAGUCACCCUAGGUUGUGCAGUGUGCUGUUUGGGUCUGCAUUCCUGCUGUACCAAGCUCUGGGUGUGGGAUUCCUGCCUACAUAUGUGGUGGUGACCAACAGUUUUCCACCUGCAUCCUGUUUCAUCAUCAUCCUGGAACAGGUGCGUCUAAUGAUGAAAGCCCACUCCUUUGUCAGGGAGAAUGUACCAAGAGUCUUAACCUGGGCUAAAGAAAAGACCAGUCCUCGCCCAGUGGUCCCUCAGGUUUCUCAAUAUAUCUACUUUCUGUUUGCUCCAACACUCAUCUACAGAGACAAGUACCCCAGGAACCCAGUGAUCAGAUGGGGCUAUGUGGCAACAAAGUUACUUCAGGUACUAGGCUGUCUGUUUUAUGCCUAUUACGUGUUUGUGCGGCUGUGCAUCCCUCAGUUCCACAGCAUCAGUCCGCAGCUGUUUGACUUGAGGGCCAUGGUCCUCUGCAUCUUUAACUCCAUAUUGCCAGGAGUGUUGAUCCUCUUCCUGGGAUUCUUUGCCUUCCUCCACUGUUGGCUAAAUGCUUUUGCUGAGAUGCUCUGCUUUGCUGACAGAAUGUUUUACAAGGAUUGGUGGAACUCAACCUCUUUUGCUAAUUACUAUCGCACUUGGAACGUAGUGGUCCAUGACUGGCUGUACUACUAUGUGUACCGAGAUCUCCUGUUGAUGUCUCAGAGGCGUUUCAGACCAGUAGCCAUGCUGUUGGUGUUUACAGUAUCUGCAGUGGUCCACGAGUACAUUCUUGCAAUCUGCUUUGGUUUCUUCUAUCCCGUGCUCUUCUGCCUCUUUAUGUGCUUUGGAAUGAUGUUCAACUUCAUUCUGCAUGACCAAAGGAAAGGUCCCAUCUGGAACAUAAUCAUGUGGACAUCCCUCUUCUUGGGUCAGGGAGUCAUUAUCUGUCUGUACUCCCAGGAAUGGUAUGCCCAGUCCUACUGCCCCCUGAAGGAGCCUUCAUUCCUUGAGUUACUGAAGCCUCGCUCCUGGAGCUGUCAGAGAGGCCUGACAGCGGAUUCUGAUAGGCCAUGAUCUACGUUUGGACUACUGCUGAGGAUCAAUAUAAAUUUAACCAGCCUUUCUUUUGCUGUCUUAAGUUCUGGUCUUUCAGUUUGUUUUAUUUCAUUGCACUAAGGUCAUAAGUCUGUGUGAAUGUAUGGAAGAGAUCCAAUCAUUAUCUGCCAAAAUGUUCUUUACUGUAAGAGCAGCGUCACAGUGAUGCCUUACUUACCCGUUUAAAAGACAGACCCAACUAAAUUUUCAAUAAAAGUUCACAUAAAAUCACAUGUGAACUCUGUUUAUGUAACAUUUUUUUACUUAUUACUUUUGCCUUGAUCAACUGUGAAAUCGCUACUUGUGCCAAUAUGAUA